Molecule: messenger RNA, 4230 nt
Organism: Saccostrea cuccullata (small rock oyster)
Lineage: Eukaryota; Metazoa; Mollusca; Bivalvia; Ostreida; Ostreidae
Exons: 8
Cellular component (GO): extracellular region
Molecular function (GO): zinc ion binding
Source: RefSeq, a predicted model, not a curated record
AUGUACAAAUUAGUGUUACAGAAAUCUGUCAGAGUGAGAGGUGUCAGUCAGGGUAGUCACAUUUCCCUUGUCGCAACAGACCGAGCCUGGGUCAGUGAUUGGGUUAACAAUCUUAUCUUGACAAACACAUCGGGUGAUGAAUUGCAUCGUCUGACAGAUAUAAAACAAUAUAGUGAUGGAAUUCAUACAGUGAAUGGUGACGAUGAUUUAAUUUAUAUAGACAGAGACCAUAAUAUCAACAAACUGUCUAAAGAUAACAUAGUAAAGACAACAUUGAUAAAGUUCAUGGCACCAUGGAGACCAAUGUGUGUCUACAGCUCCCCCUCAAGUUGAGACCUGCUGGUCGGGAUGUGCCAUACUGAUACAACGCAAUAUACAGGCAAGGUUGUCCGGUAUAACUCCGAAGGCGAAAACAUCCAGACCAUACAGCUCGACAACAAAGGUCAUAGAUUAUAUAAUAUACCUAGCUACAUUACAGAGAACAACAAUGGAGAUGUUAUUGUGUCGGACUUUCUCCAUGCUGUAGUUGUUAUAGAGCGUGGAGGUAGACACCGCUUUUCCUACAGAUGACCUUUAUCAGGAUCACGACUAUUUCCACGUGGAAUCUGUACUGACGCGCUGUCACACAUCCUGGUGUGUGAUUAUAGAACCCACACGAUACAAAUUGUAGACAGGAACGGUAACACCCUGUCACAGAUACAGACAUCAGAACACGGCAUAGACAGACCAUGCGGCCUGAGUUAUGAUGAUGACAAACAACUACUUUGGGUAGGGUCAGACGACAACAACACAGUCAACAUAUACAGAGUGGUAGAUAGAGACUCUCUGACCGGUCUCCCUCUGGAGGAUUUUAAGUGCAAGAAUCAUCCAAGCUGUCCAUUAUCUCAGUUCUGUGUCCCGUGUGAGGUUACUUUGUGUCAGAUGUGCAUCAGCACCUCUGAUGAUCAUAAAAAACAUGAUGUUUGCGAUGUUCAAAAAUUGUUCAGUGAAAUUCACAAGAAAAAAGAUAGAGAUGCAAUUUUGAUGUGCCUUUUGCUUUGCCCUUCAUACAAGAUAAAUCUGGAAGAUGAAGAGUGGAUAAAGAAGUAUAAUGCUGCUGCUGAAGUGUUCAAAUUUAGGACAAUUAAGGAGGCGUUCAAUCUUCAAAUUCGAAAUUUAAAGAAGUACAAACCAAUACUGAAACAGAAUAGUGUAGAUAUUGAAUUUUCUCAUGAAUUCUUUAGAGACAACUGCUUUCUUAGAUAUGCUGAAAAUAGAAAGUUUGUGAAUGUAUUUCUGGAUUGGGCAGAAAAAGAAAACAUUGCAAAAUACUGCAGAUCAUCAAAUUAUCUAAGAAAAAAGACCGAAAAGGAAGUUUGCUGUUGGUUAUUGCCAAAUCAAACAGAACAACUGAUAGAAAGACUUGGAGAGGACAUGUUCACACAUGUAACGAUGAUGGACCUAUCAAUACAUGAAUUAGUAUAUAGCAAGCUUGGUAUACCAGUAAAGGUUAUAAUGAGAGGAGAUGAGUCUGUGAGGAAUUUUAUGGAUAACCUGAAGAAAGGAGAGACGACCAUGUACCACGCCUCCGGAAUGAUCAUUGGGUGUGCUGGUAGUGGGAAGUCAACCCUGCUAGAAAGACUGAAGGGAACCAACCUGAUAGAAAUCCUAGAAAGCUCAAAGUCAACCAGAGGAAUUGAUGUGCAGACUGACAUAUUUGAUGUAACUGGAAAUACAAUUAAGGUAAACUCAUCAAACCAAAAACAACGCUUUAAAGUUAAAAUUGAGGAAUCAAGUAAACAAAAGACUAUUCUAGAACAGCCAGCCGAAUUAUCUGGUGAUACGAAAAAGCUGAACAUUGAAAAGAAAGGGUAUCAAAAUGUGACAACCGAUAAAGCUAGCGAUAAAGAAUCGGUCAGUGAUGAAGAAAUUAAACACGAGGGCUUGAAAACAGAAUCCGAAUCACGUAAAGGAAGUGAAGCUUCUGCCUUUGUGGAAAAAGAAGAGGAAACAGUUCAAAACAGACAAGAUGUCUCUAAGGAAUCAGAUAUAUCAGGAGUUUUACGAGUUUCUAAAGAUAUUUCAGAUGAUCCCGAGAAAAAAAUUACCAUGACGGACUUUGCAGGACAGUGUUCAUAUUAUGCCUCACACCAGAUUUUUCUGAGUCCACGUGCUUUCUUCAUUCUGGUGCUGAAUAUGGAGAAGUUUGAUGAUGAGGUUGGAGAAGAAGUAUGUUGUACGAAAGGCUCCAUCUAUGAAGGAUGGACACACAGAGAUUAUCUAACAUUCUGGGCCAAGUCCAUUCACCAGUACAGCAGUGAAAAAGCUCCUAUUAUACUGAUUGCUACUCAUGCUGAAGAAAAAACAGAACAGGUGUCUGAGAUCUUACCGGGAAUUUUUGAAGAAAAAGAGUUUUUCUUUGAAAUAUGGAAAACUUUGGAGACAGAGGACAGAUCCCUACAAGGUCAUCUUGGUACAAGAAGGAAGUUUGCUGUAGGGUUCCAUGACAGUGAAUGCAUUAAAAAAAUCAAAACAUCAAUUGUUGAUGUUGUUCAAAAUCUUGAUCACUGGGGUGAGAAGCUUCCAUGCUCAUGGGCAAUGUUUGAAAAAUUCUUUCAGGAGACGAAAACGCUUAAAAUAAUCGAUAAAGAAAAGCUGCUUGCCUUUAACAAAACAUUACCACAGAACAUAAAAUUGGAGAAUGUCGAAGAUAUUAACACCAUGCUGCAGUUUUUUCAUGACGUCAGAGAAAUUUUGCAUUUUGACCAAGGAAUUCUGGGUGAAAUAAUUAUUCUUGAUGUUCAGUGGUUUGCAGAUGCAUUCAAAAAUGUAAUAACUGAUGAAAAACACGCAGAGGAAGAUAUAUAUCAACUUGCAUCAGAAUGGUUGAAAUUCAGUGAAACUGGAGAAUUGAGUGACUCUUUGCUGUCUGCUAUAUGGGGAAUGUCAAACAAUGGAUACCUUGAACACAAAGAAAAAAUCAUGCUCUAUAUGGAAAAACUAGGACUCCUGGCUAAAAUGGAAGAUAACAAAUGGUAUGUACCCUGUAUGAACAAGAGACCAUUUCCUGCAAAAUGCUUUUCAUUAUACCCUGCCUCCUCCAUCCUCUGCUACAUGUUUGAUGUUCUUCCAGCUGGUAUUUUUCAGCGUCUUGUAGCAAGUUGCAUGCAGUUUCCAGUGUUGUCAAAGAAAAUAAGAAUGGAAAAAGAAAAUCCAUGCAUUUACCAGACAGCAGCCGUGUUUCUGUUUGAGAUACACUGCAUUCUGCUUGGAAUGACUCAAUCAGAAAUUCAGUUGCAGGUGUACGUAAUUGAGGGAGAAGUAGAAAUAUCCACAUGUUUGAAGAUAAGGGAGAAGGUUGAGAGUGAAUUGCAUACUCUGUCCACUACAUUUCAAAGAAAUUUGAAAUUCAAAAUUGGCUUUAAAUGCAGACCAAUCGGCUUUUGUGACAGUGAAAGAAGUCAUGUGAUCAAGGAAUCCGAGCUAACGGAGCCGACUCUUCUGUGCCCUUUCUGUCCUGUGGAGAAAAAGCACAUUAUUGACACGACAGAAAUCACCAAAUACUGGAAACAGAUGAAGGCAAGCGCUUCUACAACUCCAGUGGCCUCUGGACAAGACCUAGGGGACCGAUCAAGAUUUGCAAAACUUGGAAUGGCAACGAACGAUGUGUUAAAUCAGGCAUACAGAGAUAUACUGGAGAUGGAAGUGUCACAUUCCGACAUUGAGAAAAAAGUCAAAGCAUCACCUGUUUAUAAAAGAUUGCGCCCAGAACAAGAGCAUCUCUUGCAGGAUGCUAAACAUUCGGGAUAUAAGAAUUUUGAUAUCUCUUUAACAUACACAUUGAUCAGAAACAUUCGCAAAAAGAUUGCUAAACCAACAAAAGGAAAAUGGGGAGAAGAACCCGCAGUAGGAGAUGUGACCGUAGGUGAUGAUAUAGAGAGAAUUAGGUCAAUCCGAAACGGUCUGACUGCACAUGUGUGUUCUGCUUCCACAUCUCAGACAGAAUUCGAUGACACCUGGUCAAUGAUGUCAGAUAUCUGCAAAAGAUUGGAAAUCACCACUGGAAAGAAGUAUUUGGAUGAUCUUAAUAAUAUUCAAAAACUGACCUUAAGGAAAGAAGAUGAGAAUACUAUUAUAGAAAAGGUCAAAAUGGAAAGCCAGCAUGAAAUGGUGAAAGCAAUUAUGACAGAUGUGCAAGAAAUUAAAGCAGCAGUAUUGAAGGCUGAAAGCAAGCAUGCUUCGAAUGUUUAA